AUGAACCCAAACGAUAGACAGUCGAACCUCUCUCCGGCGAAGAUGAGGCAAUAUUCCCACCUUCACGCGCAGCUAGCUCAGCUGAACGCCAACCUCGCCGAUACACAGAAUCUCAUGCGCAUGACAAGUGCCCAAGCAAGCGACCUUAGGUUCUUGGGCGGCUAUGUAGGGAGCCUGUUCAUGGGUGCGGCGAAAGUCUUAGGCGAGGAGGGGAUAAAUGCGCAAGAUGACGGCAGCAAGAAAGACGGAGGCAAAAACAAAGGUGCAUCCCAAACGAAUGACGAGAGUUAUAACUACGAAGACGGCGAUGAGGGCCGUGGAUAG
This is a messenger RNA of Trichophyton rubrum CBS 118892, 324 nucleotides long. RefSeq lists its product as uncharacterized. The record is from RefSeq and is a predicted model, not a curated record. The coding region runs from base 1 to 324 and encodes 107 amino acids. Gene Ontology annotation, cellular component: DASH complex. The transcript has a single exon. Gene Ontology annotation, biological process: attachment of spindle microtubules to kinetochore. Lineage: Eukaryota; Fungi; Ascomycota; Eurotiomycetes; Onygenales; Arthrodermataceae.